AUGUCAACUCUCCAGAAUAAGACCAUCGUCGUAGUAGGCGGCUCGUCCGGAAUCGGCUUUGGUGUUGCUCUUGCUUCCCUCCAGUACCUUGCAGCGACUGUGAUUAUUGCAUCGAGCAAUAAAGGCCGUGUAGAAGGCGCAGUCUCACGUUUGAAAGCCUAUAACCUACCUGGCGAGGUCCGUGGAGAGGUCCUGGAUGCAAAGGAUUCCAGCGCAGUCAAGGCCUUCGCAGCCGCGUUAGGUCUUGUAGACCAUGUUGUCUGGACGGGUGGGGAGGUUCCCAAGGGAGAAGAAGGUGGAGGGUUGCCUUAUUCAAACGUUCAGUCCGCGGAAGAAGGCCAAGCCAUUUUUACACUCGGGUUCUGGGGACCAUUCAUUCUUGCGAGGAAUGUCAAAUUCAAUCCAGGAGGGUCCUUGAUACUUACCGGAGGGGUAGCCGGACACAGGCCUUUCCCAGGGGGAUAUUUGGCCAGCGGUGCAGUCUCUGCAUUGGAGGGUUUGACCAGGGGACUGGCAUUAGAAUUUUCUCCUAUUCGUGUAAACCUCGUAUGCCCCGGUAUGAUUCUCGAUAAAAUGUUCGGCGAACACAAAGAUAGCAUUGUGAAAGCGUACAACGAGAAAAUUCUCCUCAAGCGUGCUGGAGAGCCUAGUGAGAUUGCUGAGGCAUACAUUUUCUUAAUGAAAUGCGGAUACAUCACUGGUCAACCAAUUUACGUAGAAGGUGGAUUCAUGCUGCUUUAA
This is a messenger RNA of Psilocybe cubensis, 741 nucleotides long. RefSeq lists its product as uncharacterized. Bases 1 to 741 code for a protein of 246 amino acids. The transcript has 6 exons. The record is from RefSeq and is a predicted model, not a curated record. Lineage: Eukaryota; Fungi; Basidiomycota; Agaricomycetes; Agaricales; Agrocybaceae. Gene Ontology annotation, molecular function: oxidoreductase activity.